Molecule: messenger RNA, 4205 nt
Organism: Chelmon rostratus (copperband butterflyfish)
Lineage: Eukaryota; Metazoa; Chordata; Actinopteri; Chaetodontiformes; Chaetodontidae
Gene: micall2b
Product: mical-like 2b
Exons: 16
Coding region: 128-2515 (795 amino acids)
Molecular function (GO): protein binding
Source: RefSeq, a predicted model, not a curated record
GGGUCCAAGCUUCGGUGGAAAGUUUCACAAGUGAGUUGUUGGAGGGAGGGAGGGACGGGGAGCUCGGCGAGCCGACAGCGGCGCUGCUGCGCUCACACACGGAUCAGUGCGCGGUCUGAGCUGCGGGAUGUCGGCCGUGAAGGCGCUGCAGCAGUGGUGCCGGGUCCGGUGUGAGGGCUACCGGGAUGUGUCCAUCACCAACAUGACCACGUCCUUCAGGGACGGCCUGGCUUUCUGCGCCCUCAUCCACAAACACAGACCGGAUCUCAUCAACUUUGAUUCGCUGAAGAAGGAAAAUGUUUAUGAGAACAACAAACUGGCGUUCAGGGUUGCGGAGGAGGAGUUGGGAAUUCCAGCUCUGUUGGAUGCAGAAGACAUGGUGGCUCUUAAGGUUCCUGACCGCCUCAGUAUCCUGACGUAUGUCUCCCAGUAUUACAACUACUUCCAUGGACGCUCCCCGAUUGGUGGUAUGGGAGGUAUAAAGCGCCCAGCUGAAGGCCCCACAGAGGAGCUGCCAGGGAAGAAGAACCAGCCCGUGGCGUCAAAGGUGUUUCCCUCUUCCAUACACGCCAGAGAGAACAGCCCUCCGCCCUCCUCCAACAUUACAAGACCCCCUCCUUCCCCAAAACGAACCAGAAAUGCCACGCAGGGUGUUCUGGUUGAGAAAUCCCAUCAAACAGGAACUCUGAGUAACAAAUGUGUGUCCUGUAACAAGCACGUUCACCUGGUGCAGCGACAUCUAGUGGACGGGAAGCUGUACCACAGGAGCUGUGCAAAGUUGCUGUCGCCUGCAAACACACUGAGAGAUUUAACCACGAACACUCCUGUUUCCAAAGUCACUCCUGCACCAGACUCCACCAAAGCCAACACAAAUACCCAAACUCAUACCCCCUCCCGACUGGGACCAACAUGGCUGACGGAGAAACCCAGCACCCCUCCCAGCUUCUCCAGCACUUUUUCCACUCCGUCUCCUUCCCGGCCUGCUUCACAUCUCUCUCCCGCCGCUAAAGAGAGUCAAACAUCUUCAGUCUCCAAACCGACAGCUUCACGGACGACUUGUGAAUCCCCGUCCACCACAACCACUUCUGUCACCACCAGGCCCGCCGCUGCUCCUCGUACCUCAACCACGGCGGCGAAGACGCUGCAGUCCAAGCUCAAGUUCUUCCAAUCGGAUAGCACCGCUAACGACGAAGAGAAAAAGUCUACAACCACCAAGUCUGAAAUAAAUAAAGGGCUGAAUGUGAUUGGUAAGCAGGCCGCAGCUGGUCAGGCUGUGACUGUGGUCGUGAGUGUUGGUGGUCCUGGCAGAAAGGAGGCGGAUGUGAGCUUGAACACAGGAGGGGAGAAAGCUAAAGCUGGUGUAGGUGGAGAUUCAGGAAAGGUGUGUGAGAGCAGCAAGACGAAAGCAGCAGCAGCAGCCUUCAUCUCCAAAAAACUGGCUGAGGAGAACAACAACAACAGCAAGCCAUCGUGGACGACCGUAGCGCUGAAGAAAACUGACAAACCGUCUCAAGUCGAGACUCCAAAGAGGGAGACGGAGGGCGUCAGAGGGAGAGUGAAGCUGAAAGUCAACCCGUCACUCCUCACUGACCUGCAGAGCCCGGACCCCCCGAACCACGCUCCGAGCCCGGCCAGCAGGACCGGACUCAGAGCCAGAACUCCAGACAGCGGCGCCUCAAAGCCCGGCAGUGCAUCAGCCAACACCCCAGCAUCAGAAAACGAGUCUCCUGCGGACUGGAGGUCGAAGCUCAAACCCAUCUCCAAAGAAGCCAAACCGGCCGCUCCUUCACAGUCCUCCCCUAAACCGUGGGCUAAUGGGGCCGGAAAGUCACAGACUCCAGAGCUUUCCGUCGAGCCUUCCUCCUCCCCUCAUCUUCCCAGCAUUUCUGUCACUCCACCAGCACCAAAGGGAUUCCUGAACGGUCAGGGGGACCUAACUGCAAAUGGCACCAAGCCGGAGUCAAAGAUUUCCAAGACCAAACCAGACUACAUUCUGAAAGAGGACAUCAUGAAGGAGCUGCAGGAGAUUGAAGAUAAUUUGAACGAGCUGGAGAAGAGGGGAGUGGAGCUGGAGGUGAAGCUCCGCAGCAGUGAGGAAGAGGGUGAAGAUGACUCUGUCAUGGACGGGCUCAUGGUCGAGUGGUUCAACUUGAUCAGGAACAAGCAGGUGGCCAUGCGCCGGGAGUCUGAACUGGUCUACAUUGGAAGAAACCAGGAUCUGGAGGAACAGCAGCCCAGUGUUGAGCUGGAGCUCAGGAGGCUGAUGGACAAACCAGAACGUCUGAAGACAGCGUGGGACCGGAAGAGAGAAGAGCAGCUGAUGGCCAAACUGGUGGAGAUCGUCAACGACAGGAACGCUAUCGUAGACUGCCUGGAUGAGGACAGACUCAGGGAGGAAGAGGAGGACGAGGAGCUAAACAAGAUGAUGAAGACUUUCAACAUGAAGAAAGACAAACCAAAGAAAAAGUCUCCCAUGUCCAAACUGUUCGGUUGGGGGAACAAGAAGGAGGGAUGAUGCUUGCUUUGAUGUUUUCCGCUGCUCUUGUUGUAGUCUUAAUGUCAGUGUAGUCAGCCUGUGAUUCAUGGGAUAAUAUAGUGUGUGUGUGUGUGUGUGUGUGUGUAUACACAGUAUGUGAGUGUGUUAUCUGUCAUUUUAAGCUCUUAUAGAAAAAUGCCCUUCCCUCUGUCAACUACAUCACUCAAGAUCCGACGUUAUUCCUGUGUGCCAGACACACACACAUACACACACACACACAUACAGAUGAUGCUGAGGGGUUAAUGACUCACCAGCCUUGAUGUGAUUGGGUUCACUGCUCCAGUUGUUAGUUUUAAUACCCUUCUAGUCUUAAUCUGUCUACUUAAUGCUGUCAAACACACACACACACACACACACACAUAAUUUCUCCAUUGAGCGUGUAUAUAUACAAGAUAUAUAUACACACAGAGCAGCAUGACAGAUGCUAAUACAAGUUAAAGAUCAAAGGUCAGACAGCUGUUUUUUUGCUCUCUGGUCAUGUUUCAGUCCACACUACAAGUCACCAUUGAGUGCGUGGCUCACUUCAGGGUCGCCCUGUCGUAGAUUACAUGUUUAACUGCGUUUCUCUUUUAAUCUUAAGGUCUCUCUGUGUGUUUCUGCCACACACAGAACUCAUUUUUUCUCUGACAACAGCAAGUUGAUUCAGAGCACAGCUCUUUGAUAAGGUGACAACUAUUUUAAAUCCUUUUGUCAUGCAAUAGCAUCUUGUAGACCAGUGGUUUCCAACAGAUGUGGCUCACGGGAACGCAAAAAGCAGAAAAAAAAUCCAUAUCGUUACUCAAAAUUGUGCAUUUCCUCUGAACUUUUUUCUUAAUCUCUGGAUUUUUUUUCCUCAUGAUUAUGUCUUAAUUUAAUAUCUUCAGGCCUCAGAUUAAGAGUCUUAGAAGGAGUAAUUAUUCUUCAAAUGAACUUGUCACAGCCUGCAGUUAAACAACCUGUGACGAGUGUCGCGCGUAGGCAAUGCUUUGUUUUAAGGGGUUUCAAGACAAGAAAGGCUGGAAGCUACUGUUCCAGAAACACACUCAUCUGUGCACGCAGUAGUUCACUCAUGACCUUUGGGAACAGUACAUCUGGAAGAGGCUCAAAGGCUCACUUACUGAUGAUUUAGAGCUUUAAACCGCACAUUUAGGGCUUCAUUCAGCGAACAUGAUCCUUUUGGAACGAAGUAAAAUUGAAAUUGGUGAAAAGCUCUUUAUCACAAGUAAGUACACUUUUGACAUUAGAUUCUCUUCACCACAUACAAAUUGAUGUUUUUUAAAUGCUUGCUUUAUGUUUUUACAGUUGACUAGAGGAAAAGGAUGAAUGCAGUUUGUGUCAUGUGACUCAGCUGGUCCAUAUUGGAUCUGGAUUUGUACAUGUUUUGAAUACUUAUUGUUUCGUUUGUGUGUGUCAUGAUCUAUUACUUGUUUAUGUCAUUUUGUUUGACAGGCACUGAAGCAAACUUUUCAUUUCUGUUGUUGUGACCAAACGCUUAAAAAACUACUUGGUACUACACAGCCUUUAACGUUGUACUGUAUAUACAGUAUGUCUCCUUUAUUUCCCAUAUAGCUGUAUAUAUUGUAUAAAAUUUGUGUUUACAAAAGUCAGAUUAUUAAAUGGAGAAACUGGCCUGAGUUUUAAACAAACUACUGUAAUAAAUGUACUCAAAGUUUAAUAAAAAGAUAGCAUU